This is a messenger RNA of Leptosia nina, 495 nucleotides long. The record is from the annotation of a GenBank genome assembly. Lineage: Eukaryota; Metazoa; Arthropoda; Insecta; Lepidoptera; Pieridae.
AUGAUUUGUGCAUUGGCGUUUAUACGCGGUUUUUACGCCAGUACCUCAUUCAUACAACACGUUUAUUUGUGUGUUAUUGGUUACGUGCUUAUAAUGCCACAAGCGGUACAUUUGCUGAAUCCACAAGCAGGUUGGGCUCGAAAAGUAAAAUAUGAGCAACGAAAAAUGAUACACUGGUGUCUGCAAAUUGUUGGAACCAUUUUGGUGUCCAUCGGCAGUGUCAUAAGAAUGAUGGAUGUGACGAGUAAUUUUGCUUCGGUACAUGGUAUCUUGGGUAUAUUAGCGUUUCUAUGUACGAUAAUCAACAUGUUUGGAGGUAUCGUACACGCUAAUUCAUCAAGAUUAAACCUUAAUAUCACUUUUGUUAAAAUAACUCACUCUUUCCUUGGAUAUAGAUUUAGUAAUAUCGCUAUAGGUUUCACAGUUAUUGGUUUAGUUGGUACAUUGGUAUCUCCAUGCGUGCAUGUAGUUAAACGAUUAAAGCUUAUUAAGUAA